AUGUCUCUGCUCGCCGCCGUGCCCGUCGCUGCUGCAUCAGUUGCGACGGGAGCAUAUCUGAAUGCAAAGCUACGACUCUCAUCAGACUACCACUUCUUGAGCAGCUUCGCAAUUGCGAAAAGAGAUUUCAACCAACGACUGCAGAAAGGCAGGGCCAAUCUAUUCUACAAACUCGAAGAACAUGUCGCCGAUCCCAAGAUCGCCAACGAGGUCUUCCUCAUCUACGAAGGGAAGAGCUGGACGUUCAAGCAGUACUACGACAUUGUGCUGCGCUACGCAGGCUGGCUACAUAAAACACAUAACGUCGUUGCUGGCGAGAUCGUGGCACUGGAUUUUAUGAAUGGUCCUGCUUUCCUCUUUCUGGUACUGGCAGUGUGGUCGCUAGGCGCAUCCCCAGCUUUCAUCAACCAUAACUUGACUUCCAGGCCACUGAUUCACAGCGUCAAAGUCUCGUCCGCACGUAUUCUCAUCCUCGAUCCAGAAGUCGCUGCUCGAGCCCUCACACCUGAAGUCAAGGAAGCAUUUUCAACGUCGAAUUUCAGAAACAAUGCGUUCCCACUUGAGAUCGCUGUCCUCGAACAAGGUCUCGAGAAGUCGCUCAACUACUUUCCUCCCUACAGAGCGCCUGAUGCAGCACGAGACAUCAGUAAGCCUUCUGCCAUAUCCGUGCUGAUGUACACCUCUGGAACGACCGGAAUGCCAAAAGCUGCGAUCGUACCAUGGGCAAGACUUGCAAUAGCUGGAGAUUUGACUGCUAGACUCAUGGAGUUGCGGUCUGUCAAGCAGAAAAAGCCGGAUCGGUUCUAUACCAGCAUGCCGUUGUACCAUACGACUGCGUUCACCCUAGGAUUCAAUGCCUGCUUUCAGCGUGCCAUUACCAUAGUCGUCAGCCGAAAGUUCUCAGUCUCCAAAUUCUGGCCUGAAGUCAGAAGCACUAAUACCACUGUCAUACAAUACGUGGGCGAAACACUGCGAUACCUUCUGGCCGCCCCGCCAUCGCCAGAAGAUAAGAAUCACAAAGUGCGCAUGGCGUUUGGAAAUGGAUUACGACCUGAUGUCUGGAAGCCCUUCAAAGCUCGAUUCGGUAUUCAAACCAUAGCUGAAGUAUACGGCGCUACAGAAGGCGUAGGAGCUACCUGGAACUUCAACAGGAACGAAUUCACGGAUGGUGCAAUAGGAUCUGUUGGUGCGAUCGGACAAUUUCUUGCAACUCGAGGCCAAGCUAUUGUGAGGGUCGACUGGGAUACCGAGCAGCCGUGGCGUGAUCCCAGCACCGGUUUGUGUCAACGAGUCCCUCGAGGCGACGUUGGUGAAUUGUUACUUGUGUUAGAUGCUUCCACGCUACAAGACAGCUUUCCGGGGUACUUCGGCAACAAAACUGCCACGAGUAGCAAGGUUCUACGAAACGUGCUGAAGGAAGGUGAUGCUUACUUCCGUACUGGUGAUACUGUCCGCUUUGAUAAAGAAGGUCGAUUAUGGUUCAACGAUCGUAUAGGAGAUACUUUCAGAUGGAAGAGUGAGAACGUAUCUACUGCUGAGGUUGGUGAGGUACUCGGGUACCAUCGCUCUGUGCAUGAAGCAAAUAUCUAUGGUGUCAAAGUUCCUGGAUACGAAGGUCGUGCAGGAUGUGCGGCUGUCGUGCUGCGUCAGGACGCUCUCCAAAGUCUCAACACUCCGAAACCCGAAGUUCUAGAAGGUCUAGCCACUUAUGCCUCGAACUCGCUGCCCAAAUAUGCAGUACCACUCUUUAUUCGGGUUGCACACAAGCUGGUCCUGACAGGCAACAACAAACAGCAGAAGACCGAACUCAGAAACCAGGGCAUCGAUCUGCGAGCUAUCAGAGGUUCUGGCAGCUCUGACAAGAUGUACUGGCUGAAGCCAGGAAGUGAUCGCUACACAGAGUUCACCACUCAAGACCUGGAAUCGCUCGAAGCGGGCAAAGUCAGAUUGUGA
Molecule: messenger RNA, 1953 nt
Organism: Lithohypha guttulata
Lineage: Eukaryota; Fungi; Ascomycota; Eurotiomycetes; Chaetothyriales; Trichomeriaceae
Gene: FAT1
Product: long-chain fatty acid transporter fat1
Exons: 1
Coding region: 1-1953 (650 amino acids)
Biological process (GO): very long-chain fatty acid metabolic process; long-chain fatty acid import into cell
Cellular component (GO): cytoplasmic side of plasma membrane; peroxisome; lipid droplet
Molecular function (GO): long-chain fatty acid-CoA ligase activity; long-chain fatty acid transmembrane transporter activity; very long-chain fatty acid-CoA ligase activity
Source: RefSeq, a predicted model, not a curated record